UCUUCUUCAUUUCUUUUUUUUUUUUUCCUUUUUUUUUUAUUUGUAUAGUUGAUUUAUUCUUCGAAAUUUCGAGGAAAGAUUAUAUCUUUGCUGUUGUGGAGAUCUGGGACCUUCUUCAUCUCCUUUGUCCCAUGAGGAUUCGUUUUCCUUCAGAUGCUUGUAAAGAACCACUGUUAAGCUCCAUCAAUCCUCAGGCAUGGCUCCAAGUUGAAAGAGGAAAGCUCUCUAAACUCUCACCUCAGUCUCCAUCUUCAAUUGAUACCCUUGUCAAGGUCCCGGAUCCCCCGAUUCUCCCACUCUACAAACCCGUCGAUUAUGUUAAAGUCUUGGCCCAAAUUCACGAAGAGCUCGAGUCAUGCCCCCCUUCCGAAAAAUCGAGCCUUUACUUGUUACAAUAUCACGUCUUCAAAGGCCUUCGCGAGUCCAAGCUGAUGAGGAGGAGCCUCCACUCAGCCUAUCUCAACUCGAGCACUGUCUACGAAAAGCUCAUCUUCGGGGCGUGGCUAAAAUACGAGAAGAAGCAAGGAGAAGAAAUCAUAUCCGAAUUGCUUUCCUCCUGCGGCAAAUGCAAAAACGAGUUUGGUUCGAUAGAUAUCGCCUCCGAAUUUCCUAAGAGGGAACAGCAACAACCCCAAACCUCCAAGAACUCGACAAAUCCCAUCCUUGCCCCUCGUCUCGUUUCGUUCCAAAUCGGGGACGAGAAGGUAAUUUGCGAAAGGCGGGCAAUAGCCGAGCUCUCGCUUCCAUUUCACGCCAUGCUCAACGGGUGUUUCACAGAAUCUUUCAAAAACGUCAUCGAUCUCUCGGAAAACAACAUAUCUCCUUUAGGAAUGAGAGCGAUAAACGAUUACUGCAUAACGGGAGGAGUCUUGAGCGAUGAUGUCCCACAUCGUCUUUUAUUAGAGAUAUUAGUCUUCGCAAACAGGUUCUGCUGUGAAGGCCUGAAAGAUGCCUGUGACAAGAAACUCGCUUCCUUAGUUUCCUCCAGCCCAGACGCAAUCGAGCUCGUGGAAUUCUCACUCGAUCAUAAUUCCCCAGUAUUAGCUGCCUCGUGCCUGCAAGCUUUCCUCCUCGAACUCCCCACAUUGCUGGAAGACGAGCGUGUGGUCAGGCUGCUAACCGGCCUCGACGCGCAGCAGAGGUCUAUCAUCAUGGGGCCCGCCUCAUUUUCCCUCUAUUCUUUACUAUCCGAGGUUUCUUUAGAUUCCGAUUCGUCCUCCAAUACUUCCGUUCUUUUCCUGAAGCAGUUGGCUGACUGUGCCGUGACAGGUCAGCAGAAAAUGAUCGCAUUUCACCAACUGGGCUGUGUCCAUCUAAUGAGAAAAGAAUACGAAGAGGCUGAAAGGCUUUUCGAAGCAGCCUUAACUGAAGGCCACAUCUAUUCCGUUUCGGGCCUGGCCCGAAUAGCUGGCUUCAUUAGAGGCCGUAAAGACUGGGCCCACGAGAAAAUCACGUCCGUAAUAAUAACAACCUCUUGCGCUCCACCGCUCGGGUGGAUGCAUCAGGAGCGUUCGUUGUACUGUGAUGAUGAUGAUAAUAAGUUUGAGGAGCUUGAUCGGGCUAGUGAGCUGGACCCCACUUUGACCUACCCCUACAUGUAUCGGGCCGCGUUUUUUAUGAGGAAGCAUGACGUGCAGUCGGCACUCGAUGAGAUUAACCGGGUGCUCGGUUUUAAGCUGGCCUUGGAAUGUUUGGAGCUUCGGUUUUGUUUCUACUUGGCGCUCGAGGAUUAUCAGUCGGCUUUAUGUGAUGUUCAGGCGAUACUCACGUUGUGUCCCGGUUAUAGGAUGCUCGGAGGGCGAGUUGCGGCCAAGCAGCUUCGUUUGCUUGUACGGGAGCAUGUGGAGAAGUGGACUACGGCGGAUUGUUGGCUGCAGCUUUAUGAUAAGUGGUCUUUGGUGGAUGAUAUUGGUUCGUUGUCUGUUAUAUAUCAGAUGCUGGAAUCAGAUGCGGCUAAAGGAGUACUUUACUUUAGACAGUCGUUGUUGCUUCUCAGACUCAAUUGUCCUGAAGCUGCAAUGAGGAGUUUGCAGCUGGCUCGCCAGCAUGCAUCAAGUGAACCUGAAAGAUUAGUUUACGAGGGAUGGAUAUUAUACGACACUGGUCAUUGUGAAGAAGGGCUACAAAAAGCUGAGGAGUCUAUUAAUCUCCAGAGGUCCUUUGAAGCUUUUUUCUUGAAAGCCUAUGCUUUAGCCGACUCCAGUCAGGAUCCAUCUUGUUCGUCUACUGUUGUCUCUCUUCUUGAAGAAGCUUUGAAGUGCCCUUCGGAUAGACUUCGCAAAGGCCAGGCCCUGAACAAUCUCGGUAGUGUAUAUGUCGACUGUGGAAAGCUAGACGCUGCAGCCGAUUGCUACAUCAAUGCCCUCAAAAUACGGCACACGCGGGCCCACCAGGGCCUGGCCCGUGUCCACUUCCUAAGAAAUGAUAAAAAUGCAGCAUACGCUGAGAUGACUAAACUGAUCGAGAAGGCAAGAAAUAAUGCAUCUGCUUACGAAAAGAGGUCAGAGUAUUGUGAGCGUGACCUCACAAAGGCGGAUCUUGAGAUGGUCACUCGUCUUGAUCCUCUUCGAGUUUAUCCGUAUAGAUAUCGAGCUGCAGUGUUGAUGGAUAACCACAAGGAGAAAGAAGCCAUUGCUGAGCUGUCGAGAGCUAUAGCAUUCAAAGCCGAUCUUCAUCUUCUCCACUUGCGAGCUGCAUUCCACGAGCACAUUGGUGAUGUCAUGGGAGCCUUGAGAGACUGCCGAGCUGCACUCUCGGUUGACCCUAACCACCAAGAAAUGUUAGAGCUUCAUAGCCGAGUCAACACGCACGAGCCUUGAUAUGAGGCUCGUUUGUCAAGAGGAAAAAAUAGGUGAAGAGAAAAAAAAAAGAUGGUUUAGGUAGAAUUUGCCAGAAAUUUUGGAAAGUAAAUUAUGUGAAAAUUAUUUUGAAGGAAAAAAAAAAUCAUGAAACUUGUAGGUUUGAUAGCAGUGUGUGUGCCCUUCUUAAUGUCGCUUGAAAAACCUCUGUAUCAUCUUGUUUUUCUCUUCUUCCUCUUUUGCUUAUCUGGGUUUUGUACAACAUUUGAUAUUUUUUGUCAAUAUAAAUAAGCUUUUGUUGUUAGAUUAAA
This is a messenger RNA of Striga asiatica, 3109 nucleotides long. Lineage: Eukaryota; Viridiplantae; Streptophyta; Magnoliopsida; Lamiales; Orobanchaceae. The record is from the annotation of a GenBank genome assembly.